AAUUUUUUUUUCUUUCUAGCUUGUAUUCUUUGGAUCUUCUCAGCUGAGUGAAAACAAAUCUUCCAUGUGGUGAUGCUUUACCGGUUGCUGUCUAUUGUCCAAAGACAAAGAACAAGCCCGGGAUGGCAGACCUGGUCAUCAGCAAGAAGCAGCAUGUCAGCUGCCGAGGCACAUUCUAUUGCUCUGCCUGCCCAGGCCCAGGUGGUCAUCUGUGGGGGUGGAAUCAUGGGUACAUCUGUGGCCUAUCACCUCUCCAAAAUGGGAUGGCAAGAUAUUGUCCUUUUGGAGCAGGGCAGGCUGGCUGCUGGCUCAACGAGGUUCUGUGCCGGCAUCCUAAGCACUGCUAGGCAUUCAAGCAUUGAACAGAAGAUGGCUGACUAUUCAAACAAACUCUACCAUCAGUUAGAACAAGAAACGGGGAUCCAAACAGGUUACUUAAGGACAGGCUCAAUCUCUCUGGCCCAAACUCAGGACCGGUUGAUCUCUCUGAAGCGUAUCAACUCCAGGCUGAAUGUUGUAGGUAUCCCUUCUGAGAUCAUCUCCCCGAAGAAAGUGGCUGAACUUCACCCUCUGCUCAAUGUGCAUGAUCUGGUUGGGGCCAUGCAUGUCCCUGAGGAUGCAGUAGUGUCCUCUGCUGAUGUGGCUCUUGCCCUGGCAAGUGCUGCCUCCCAGAAUGGUGUUCAGAUUUAUGACCGGACAAGUAUUCUUCAUGUACUGAUCAAAAAAGGUCAAGUUACUGGUGUGGAGACAGACAAAGGACAGAUUGAAUGCCAGUAUUUUGUCAACUGUGCUGGUCAGUGGGCAUAUGAGCUGGGUCUGUCCAACGAGGAGCCGGUUAGUAUCCCGCUACAUGCCUGUGAACACUUCUACCUUCUGACUCGUCCCUGGGACACCCCUCUGCAGAGCAACACACCAACUAUUGUGGAUGCUGAUGGUAGAAUUUACAUUAGGAACUGGCAGGGUGGCAUCUUGUCUGGAGGCUUUGAGAAGAACCCAAAACCUAUUUUCACUGAAGGCAAGAACCAGUUGGAAAUUCAGAACCUUCGUGAAGAUUGGGAUCACUUUGAGCCCCUGUUGAGUUCCCUCCUGCGUAGGAUGCCAGGAUUGGAGACUCUGGAGAUUUUGAAGUUGGUGAAUUGCCCUGAGACCUUCACACCAGACAUGAAGUGCAUCAUGGGCGAGUCUCCUGUAGUACAGGGCUACUUUGUCCUGGCAGGGAUGAACUCUGCUGGCCUGUCGUUGGGUGGAGGAGCUGGAAAAUUCCUAGCUGAAUGGAUGGUAUAUGGUUAUCCCUCUGAAAAUGUCUGGGAAUUGGAUUUGCAGCGCUUUGGAGCCCUCCAGAGCAGCCGCACCUUUCUGCGCCACCGUGUCAUGGAAGUUAUGCCUCUGAUAUACGACCUGAAGGUUCCCCGUUGGGAUUUCCAGACUGGAAGGCAGUUACGUACGUCUCCUCUUUAUGACCGGCUGGAUGCUCAAGGAGCCAGAUGGAUGGAGAAACAUGGAUUUGAGAGGCCAAAGUACUUUGUUCCACCCAACAAGGACCUUCUUGCAUUAGAACAGAGCAAAACUUUCUACAAGCCAGACUGGUUUGAUAUUGUGGAGUCUGAAGUCAAAUGCUGUAAGGAAGCUGUGUGUGUCAUUGACAUGUCCUCUUUCACAAAAUUUGAAAUAACUUCCACUGGGGAUCAGGCAUUAGACAGUUUGCAGUACCUUUUCUGCAAUGACCUAGAUGUGCCUGUAGGCCACAUUGUUCAUACUGGCAUGCUCAAUGAAUAUGGAGGAUAUGAAAAUGACUGCAGCAUCGCACGCCUGACCAAACGCAGUUUCUUCAUGAUCUCUCCAACUGAUCAGCAGGUCCACUGUUGGGCCUGGCUUAACAAAUACUUGCCGAAAGACAGCAACUUGCUGCUGGAGGAUGUCACCUGGAAAUACACAGCCCUCAAUCUGAUUGGCCCUCGAGCUGUGGAUGUGCUAUCUGAGUUGUCCUAUGCCCCUAUGACUCCAGACCACUUUCCAACUCUCUUUUGCAAGGAGAUGAGUGUGGGCUAUGCAAAUGGGAUCCGGGUGAUGAGUAUGACUCACACGGGAGAGCCAGGAUUCAUGCUGUAUAUCCCCAUAGAGUAUGCCCUGCAUGUUUACAAUGAGGUGAUGAGUGUUGGACAGAAAUAUGGAAUCCGGAAUGCUGGGUAUUAUGCCCUCAGAAGUCUCCGAAUUGAGAAGUUUUUUGCUUUCUGGGGUCAGGACUUAAACACCCUCACCACACCCCUGGAAUGUGGAGGAGAGUCUCGAGUGAAGUUAGAGAAGGGCAUAGACUUCAUUGGUCGGGAUGCCCUGCUGCAGCAAAAGCAGACUGGGGUAUAUAAGCGUCUUGCUAUGUUCAUUCUGGACGACCAUGACACAGACCUGGACUUGUGGCCUUGGUGGGGAGAACCAAUUUACCGGAACGGAAAGUAUGCUGGCAAGACCACCAGUAGUGCCUAUAGCUACACUCUUGAGCGCCAUGUAUGUCUGGGUUAUGUACACAACUUUUCUGAGGACAGUGGGGAAGAGCAGGUGGUGACAGCGGAUUUCAUCAACCGAGGAGAAUAUGAAAUUGACAUCGCAGGACAUCGGUUUCAGGCCAAGGCCAAGCUCUACCCUGUCACCUCUUUUUUCACUCACAAGCGUAGAAAGGAUGAUGUGGAGCUGAGUGACUUUCAUGGGAAGUAAUGCAAGACAUUUCUCCCUUCCUCCCAUUCUCUCACCAUGAGGAGCAUCAUUCUGGGAGCCCAUUUUUCUUCUGUCCCUGUCUCCUCACUGAAGGUCCUUUGUCCUCUCCUAGGUUUGACCUAAACUUUUUCCUUGAAAACCUUUCUUGUCUUCCCAUUUUCUCUCAUUUGCUCUUACCCCCUCCUAAUAAUCCAGGUUCUUCUCAUCCCUCCAGCGGGCUCACAUUCCCACAGUGGCAGGCAGAACCCACUUGUGGAGUUGUAUUAUGAAGACAGACUGAUUUUUAAAUUCAUUGUAAGGCAAGAUGGUAUUAUUUAAGUCUUAGGGUAAAAAUCCAUUUCCUUUCGGCUUGGAUUCUUACAGAGUACCCUGCUCAUUUUGGUAGAUUAUUUUGUGUCUGAUGCAGCCCUGGGAAUAACUUGUGUCUUAACCAGGCAGAUGAUUCUGUUCCACUGUGCUGAGGUUGCCACCUGAUACCUCUUAACCAUCUACCUCACCAAUGAGAGGGACUGUGUGGACACUGUCUGCUCUGUGGAAGGGAGAAGUAGCUACCUGGCACCCUGUAUCCCCCAACUUUGUCCUUAGAUGUUUGUGUUAGGGCAACCUGCCUGCGGUUUUCUUUAUUUUUCUGCUAUCUUAUAUCAUGAUGUUGUUUUUUUAGCUGAGUAAACAGGUAUGCCAGUAUUUGAAAGGAAAAACAAACCAUGCUGCCCUUUGUGUUGCUUUUCCCAGCAGGAGCAGUGUGAACUCAGAUGCUGAGUUCCUAGUAUUAGAGGAAGAAUGCUGCUUUUCUUUCAGCUAAUCAUAGGUCAGUAAGCUAUCCCUUCUUGAUUUCUUCAGAUGACUUCUAGCCUCAUCUGUGCCUUUUACAGCCUGCCUACAACCUCAGCAUCUAUUAUUAGCCUUUUAGAAGAGAAAAGGGGAUUAGGUAGGUUGUCUUUGGUGAUUAAGUAGACCAUGCUGUUCGUACUGCGUUCCAGAGAGCUACCAGAGCCCCAAGCUUUACAUCCCUAGCAUGAACAAAGCCACAAACAGAUGACCACUGAAAACUGUAAGUAUAGUGCAGGCCAGAGACUGCUUUCCAUCUUUUCUUUCCAGGCUCCCCCAGCCCCAGCCAUCUUGAUAGAAUCUUUGGAGUGGAAAGUGAGUGGGGAACCCACCAAAUCCACCACACAUUCCAGUGGUACUGCUUCUUUCUUUUUGUGAGAUGGUUUUACACUGGAGCUCAGGCUAGCCUCAAAUUUGCAGUGAUCAUCUUACUUUAGUCUCGUCAGCACUGGGAUUUCAGGUGUGGUGACAGGAUUUUCUGAAGCUGAAACUUGGAUGUCACAGGCUGUCGUAUGUAACAUCAACAUUGAAUUUGUUCUCAUAUACAAACUGCCCCAGUCUUUGAGAACUUUUAUCUCUCUCAGCACUCAGGAAGGUGGGCCUUUGUGAGUUCAAGGCUAGCCUGGUCUACAGGCGAGCCAGGGCAAACUCCUUUCAUUUCUUUAGAGCAGCUCAAAAUUCCCAAGUGUCAUCUUUGACAUUUCUGUAGAACUGUUAUCCACUCAAACCUUGUUUUUUUCUCCAGCUAGGCCACUCCUACUUGGCUUCUGAGAUUUUAAUUGAUUUAUUAAAAGGACACACAAUUAGAUUUUGGUGUGAGGGGAAUUAGUAUUUUAUGAGAUGAGAGAGACUGUCUCUAGGCAAAAGAAAGAAGGGAGAAAUACCCUACUAGAGACCUGAGCAGGGGAGCAGUAGCAAUAAGCUGCUGAGGUGGCAGAACAGGCUCUUAGCUGACCUGUGGAGGUGGGAGUAGAUAUGCACAGGUUCAGGUAUUGUGUGCUCUCUCAGAAAUGGCUGUUGGUUGUAACAUUCCACAGUCUGUGUGCAUGAAAGUUUAUUUGGAAUUGAAUACAAAAUAAUUUUUGACAUGCAUUAAUAGUAAAAAAAAAAAAAAAGUAGCAAGCAGCAGGUUUUCUUUCUCUUUAAAUAUGGAAGUGUUACCACUUAAGUUCCAAAACAGUAAUAGUUUAAAAUUGGGUAUACAAAUACAAUCAUAUUUACAUAUGAUUCAUGAUAGUAGCAAAACUACAGUUAUGAAGUAGUAAUGAAAAUACUCUUAUGGUUGGGGUCACUACAAAUGUGAGGAAUUGUAUUAAAGGGUCACUGCAUUAGGAAGGUUGAGAACCACUGCUCUAACGGCUUGACUAAAAAUCUAGGAGGACUAAGGAGGAACAAUCACUGUACAUCCUCAGUUGUGUGACACUUCUAAUUCCUGGACAUGACAACACACACCAGGGAGCCGGUUAGCUUUAUGGGAUUGUAAACACUUCAGUUUUAGGUGACAAAUUUUCUGGAAUAAUCUGUUACCACAUCUACUUCCUAGAGGUGAGAGGUUCCAUGUUCUCUUCUUUGUCUAUAGAAGCAAUUAAAUCUCUUUGAAUAAGGUAACAACGUAUAUAGAAAACCUAGAGUUGGAAGCUUUCUGUGAUACUUUUUGAAAUAUUAUGAAGGCUUUCUUUUCUCUUAGCUGUUAUAUCAGUCAUCUGAAAUAUGCUCAAGCUUGUAACAGAGUUCCCUUCCAUGACAUAGGUACUGAACUUGCAAAAAGGGACAAGGAGGCAUGGCUUGAUUAGUUUUAAUUGUGAGAAUACCACACUGCAUUUCUAGUUCUUUUGUGGGUUCCUACAGAUCUUAUUAGUCCUGGACACAGGAUCACUUAGCACAAUUCUAAACCCUAGCUUCAGUCUGGUCUCCAAGAGCCCAUUUAUGCAGCAGUAGUGGACUAUAGCUACUUCAGCUUAGCAUUUGUUGGGAAGUACAUUAGCCUGUCUACAACAAAUGGAUUCUAGGCCAGUGUGCCCAAGAAAAGUAAACAUGAAAAACAAUUUGUAGAUUUCAGUAUUAACUACUUUGUUUUGGAUGUGGGUGGCAGAGCCAGUAUGAGUUACAAAUAGCAGGAACUGCUAAAGGUAUGCUUUGUUUCACUGAAGACUCACAUGUUUGAUUUUUAGGUUACUUGCCCUCUACCUUAUGAAUAUAUUUGCUAGCAUGGUAAAAGUUCUUCAGCAUCCUUAGAAUUGUAUGCCUUACGGUAUUGGUACUAGCCCUGGAGACUGACCUGGAUGAGCAGCAGUUCCAUCAUCCUGUUCGCAGGGGUGAACUACAAACUUCAUCUUUAUAUGUCUUGGUUAACUUCUUGGACAAGGUAACAGAUUUAUAAUAUUUAGGACAAUAAAGAACAACCUGUCAUCUCCUCAUUUUCUGUACCCCAAUACCCCCACCUCACCAUUGUUGGUAAGAAGCGUAAUAUCAACACAAAUACACUUUUAUUAUGCUGAAGAAUGUUCAUCUUGUCCUUACAUCUGUAGGCACAUGGAUUGAGAGGAAGCAGUUGAGUAGGUGAGGAGUGAUGUCUAAACUCAGCUAUCAUUGAGCUGUGGUGGCUUGCCAGCACCUCCCUUCCUCUGCCACUUUUCUUUGGUGUCCAAGGUGCUGAUCUGUAAGCCUCCAUUUUCUUGUCAAUAUGGGGCUGUCUCUCACAGUUCUUCAGCAGUACCAGCACCAGGUACUGUUCACAAGGAUCGAGCGUUCCCAUCUUUGUCGUCUUAGUCUGUUAUACAUCAGCAUUUCCUGGCAUAAGACUCUUGGCCUCUAAGCAGCUGUCCAUAUCUGAAUAAUUAUACAUACUCUCUUAUUUUGAUUCACCUGUUUUUAAUCUUUGUAAACAUCUACCUCCUUGUCUUUUUGUCUGUGAAUGACAAAUUAUAAGAGGAGGGGGAGUCAUUUUUAUCAUGUUUCAAAAGAUCUAUGCCAAGAUUUCCUUUACACACCAAGAACUGAAGCUUGGAGCACUUCUCAGGCCAGUUCUAGUGCCUUACACUCCAGGAUGUCUAGCAUCGGACUGAGGUAGGAAGAAAGCAGAAUGUGUCUGUAGGUUCUCAUCGCCCACAUAAUCCCUCCUUGCUCAGAAUAACCUAGGUGUGGGAUAAAAAGUUCUGUAGCUCAUUUCACUGAAAGCUUUUCUAGCUCAUACUUAACUCUCUGGUCAAUGCUUAAGAUGUAUAAGACACCAGUGCAACUACUAUAAAGUUCUUAAAUUUGCAUUAAAUUUGGUUCUGCUCAGCUCCCUCUGUUCCUGUGUAGUAUCAGCAUGUGGUCCUGAGGACAUUCUAGAUACUGGAGUGAAUAAAAACUUUUCUUAAGCUCAAACUCAGCAGACUUUGGACAUAUGGGGAAAUUGUGCAUUUUAUGACCAGAAUUAUUUCUAGAUAGCUGGAUUUCAGCUGAAAUUUUCUUUUCAUGUAUUAGGUGUAUAAAUGAAUAAAAAGAUGUUUUCAUAACGAUUGUAA
Mastomys coucha (southern multimammate mouse) is the source of this 7046-nucleotide messenger RNA. It is a transcript of the gene Pdpr, whose product is annotated as pyruvate dehydrogenase phosphatase regulatory subunit. Gene Ontology annotation, cellular component: mitochondrion; cytoplasm; mitochondrial matrix. Bases 73 to 2709 code for a protein of 878 amino acids. Lineage: Eukaryota; Metazoa; Chordata; Mammalia; Rodentia; Muridae. Gene Ontology annotation, molecular function: protein binding; oxidoreductase activity. The record is from RefSeq and is a predicted model, not a curated record. The transcript is spliced from 17 exons.